AUUUUGUCGUAAUUUUUAGACUAUGGCAAGAGGUGCAGGCGUGAUUCGUGUUUUACUGAUAAUAUUUGUUUUGGGAUUAUCAUGGUACACGAUACAACUGUAUGCAAAUUUACUGGGAUUUACAAAAUCCUCAGACGUAGAAGAAAAAAAGGAAGAACCAAUUAAAAAGGAGGUUCAAAUUGCCGAUAAGAAAGUAGAAGACCCAGAUUUGUUGAUUGAUAAUGCAAUUAUAAAAGCAGCGGAAGAGCAAUGGGAUGAUACCGAAAAAAAAGUUCAAGUGCCUAAGGAAUUAACACAAUUUAAAUGUGAAAUGACAACAGGAUGUUCAGAUUCAGAGUUCACUUUUCGCAUUGCUACUGGUGCUGCCAAUGUCAUCGGCCCUUCAAUUUGUUUUAAUGGAAAAUGGGUAAUGAAAAAUGCUUUGAACAAUGUUGACAGGGGAAUGAAUAUUGCUGUCGUUAACGGAAAAAAUGGGGAGACUAUAAGGCAAGGAGUAUUUGACUUAUAUGGUAAAGAUAGCACUGAAGUAAAGGAAUUUGUUAAAAAGGUUGAAGAAGAUGAACUAGUUCUUAUAACCACAUAUGAUGAUGCAGCAUUUAAGCUUGACGAUGAAGCAAGGGGAUUAUUUAAGGAUCUCGGAAGCGAAAAAGCUAAUACACUUGCCUUUAGAGACAACUGGGUAUUUGUAGGAGGCAAAAAACUAAAACAUCCAUCUGAUUUCGAACAAAUUAUGGUGAAUGAUAAAAAUAAAAACAAAUUUGGUGAUUGGCCUGAAGCAAUAUCACUUGAAGGCUGUAUACCCAAGUUAUAAAACCGAAAUAAAGUAUAAUGUAAUACAAAUUAUUAUAAAAUAAUCAUAGUAAGUCACCAAAUAUAUCUAAAUGUUUCCUGACACAACAAUCAUUCAUUACAACUCUCUGACAAAGGAAAAUCGCUCACUGAAGAAGACAAUAUUGGAGAGAGUAUUGUAAUGUGAAGAAAAGCCUAAUAAAAUUUGGAUGUGUUCUACUGCAGAGAUAAUUUCAUGUAGGCCUAUUACCCUUAUAAGUUCGCAGUGUUUAUUUUCAUGGAGAACCAAAUUUCUUUGUUGUAAUAUUGUUUGGAAUUCAAAAAUUAUCUUAUAAGUUGUAACAAUUAGCAAAAACUGUAAUCUUAUUUUUUAAAUUUUGUGUCCUCCACUUUUGACCUGUAAACUCAUUUUUAUCAAUUUCAGUUUCUGUCAUUAUCUAAAAUAUGAUGUGAUACGACUGGCACUGAACGGUUGUUUAUCCUUUCCUAGUGGAAGUGAACUUUUAUUUUUAUAUCUGAUUAUUAAUAACCAACUGUACAAUUUUAUUCUUGUUGUUUCUAUUAUAUUACCAUAAUUAUUUUCGCUUGAAGUAAAACUACAAUUGAACCUGUUAUUUAUUCGUGUUUGCUGAACGACGUGAUAAUCCAGAUCUCAAUAACUGUCUGCAUUAUUUUGUGGGAUACUUGUUGUAAUCCCUACUGCAGUUAAUGUCUGGAGUUUGAAGCAAUUUCAAAAUGUUACAUUUCGUGAAUAUCUUUAGCUAGUUGCUGAAAUCAAUUAUAUGCGGGAGUAAUCCAAACAAUUUAAUUUUUUUAAUCUUGUAUUCAAUUUCUCAGUGAUAUUCACUGCAAUAUUUUUUUAUCUCUGUGGCAGUCUUUAUGACAAAAUAAUAUUAUAUUGUGCUGUAGUAGAGGUACAAGUAGAUUUCCAUUGCGAUAGAUUUGAUUAAUUUGGAACCUUAUUAAUCAAUCUGGUCUUCUGUAAAAUGUGAAUGUAUUCAUGAUUCGAUUGUACAAGUACCGGUAACUGUUUUCAUUCAAAAUUCUUUUUAAUAUGAGCUCUUUCGAUUAAAUUUAUUAUAAAUAUUAUUAUUAUUUUUUUGUUCAUAUGUGUAAAUUUCCUGAUAAGUAUAUAUAUAUAUCUACAUUUAAACCUUUUGCCUGGCAAGUUAGUAAAGCAGAAUUCUGAAUGUGAUAAUUUUGUUUAUUUCAAAUUGAUACAUAUAUGUAGUCUGGUUCAUUCAACAUCCAGGGAUGUCAGAGAUUGAUACUGUCAAAAAAAUUUAAGAUUUUAAUAACGUUGAUGACAGUUCAUUUUUCCAUGGAAUUUGUAAAAUAAUGUUUUUCAAAGUUUGAAAUAAAGGAAGUUCCUGAAAGACAAAAUUUGGGGAUAUCAAACCAUUCAGAUGAGAUCCUUGUUUCUUACUAUGCUCUUAGUUCAGUUUCAUAGAUUACAUUUUUCCACUGUUGCUUUUCACUACUAUUUGUAUACCUGUGCUUUCAAUGUACCUGUCUGUACCUUUGUUUCAAUCAAAGGAAAUCGUAACUUUUUUACCUUUGUAUUGUCGUUUUCAAUUUCUAUUGCAUCAUUUCAGCUUUCCAUAUUUACUUUUAUUGAGAUGUAUGCAUUUUAUUUAUCUUAGUUUAUCUGCUGCUAUUUACGACAAUAUCUCAAUAAUGUAAACUGCAGGUUUAGAAUAUGGAAGUGAUAAAAUGUAGUUCGGAAGUUUACUAAAAUGAUUGCAAUAGAAAUACUUUUUUCCAGUGAUCAAAAUUGACAGCCAUGACAGGGGAUGACUGAAGCCAAACAAUUUAGUAUUCCAAUUUUUGUGGAAAAAUAAUUUUGAAUAUGGAAUUGAAAAUGCAGUUCUAGAUUGGUUUUCUUUUUUUUUCAUUAUAUUCAAAAUUAUAAUUGUCCCCCAUUUGGUGAAUUUACUGGUAAAUGUUUAUAUUUUAGUUGUUUAGAACAUCCAUGGCUAAUAUUGUUCAUUGAUUAUACCCAAUAUUCUUUGAUAUAAUUUAGCUUGUUUCGAUUUUAUUAGCUUACAAUAUGCAGUUAACAUUUUAUUAUGUUUAUUUUGACAAAAUGUUAGGAUACAAAAUUGUUGUUAUUUUUUCUACCCAUAUUAGGGCGUGAGAAGUCUAACUGAUUAAAUAAUUAUCUCGCUAGUCACUUUGACUUGUCUUAUUUAUUCGAACAUUAAUUUUCUCACUGAGUGUGGCUUUUGCUGAAAUUAACUUCUAAAAGUUUGGCAUUCAUGGUGUCGUAUUUGACUGGUGUGUUAUUUUUCUCAAGCCCAAUACUGACAACUCGAUUGUAUCCUGUAGUAAAUGUACCUUAUUAUACUUAGUAAUUUUAUUACCUUUACUGUUUUCUUUGGAGCAUGUAAACAAAAUUUAAACUUUUUAUUUAUAUCAGA
Styela clava is the source of this 3209-nucleotide messenger RNA. Its product is annotated as protein FAM3C-like. Lineage: Eukaryota; Metazoa; Chordata; Ascidiacea; Stolidobranchia; Styelidae. The record is from RefSeq and is a predicted model, not a curated record.